Molecule: messenger RNA, 1977 nt
Organism: Felis catus (domestic cat)
Lineage: Eukaryota; Metazoa; Chordata; Mammalia; Carnivora; Felidae
Gene: GNPDA2
Product: glucosamine-6-phosphate deaminase 2
Exons: 7
Coding region: 194-1024 (276 amino acids)
Biological process (GO): N-acetylneuraminate catabolic process; N-acetylglucosamine catabolic process; carbohydrate metabolic process
Cellular component (GO): cytoplasm
Molecular function (GO): identical protein binding; glucosamine-6-phosphate deaminase activity
Source: RefSeq, a predicted model, not a curated record
ACCCUCAAGCUGCGCUGCCGUUCCUUCAGCGCCUUGGGUUACAUCCGGGUCUUUGGGCUUCGCGCUACUCUAGCCGUUUGGGGUCGCUCAGGGUUGCUGGGUGUUGGUUGUUUCCGCUGUUCCAACGUCGGAAGUGCGGGUGGGUGGGCAGACAGGUUAGAACUACUUGUCCUGGAAACUGUUCAUCACCAUAAUGAGGCUCGUAAUUCUUGAUAACUAUGACUUGGCUAGUGAAUGGGCAGCCAAAUACAUCUGUAAUCGCAUCAUUCAGUUCAAACCUGGACAGGACAGAUAUUUUACACUGGGUUUACCAACAGGGAGUACACCAUUAGGAUGUUAUAAAAAGCUAAUAGAAUAUCACAAGAAUGGAGACCUUUCUUUUAAAUAUGUGAAGACCUUUAACAUGGAUGAAUAUGUAGGACUUCCCAGAAAUCAUCCUGAAAGCUACCAUUCUUAUAUGUGGAAUAACUUUUUUAAGCAUAUUGAUAUAGAUCCAAAUAAUGCUCAUAUCCUUGAUGGGAAUGCUGCAGAUUUACAAGCAGAAUGUGAUGCUUUUGAAAAAAAAAUAAAAGAAGCUGGAGGAAUUGACCUUUUUGUUGGAGGAAUUGGUCCAGAUGGCCAUAUCGCUUUCAAUGAGCCAGGAUCCAGUUUAGUGUCAAGGACAAGAUUAAAGACUCUAGCGAUGGACACCAUUUUGGCAAAUGCUAAAUAUUUUGAUGGAGAUUUAUCGAAGGUGCCAACUAUGGCUCUAACAGUUGGCGUGGGGACAGUGAUGGAUGCAAGAGAAGUAAUGAUCCUCAUAACAGGUGCACACAAGGCAUUUGCUCUCUACAAAGCAAUAGAAGAAGGAGUAAAUCACAUGUGGACUGUUUCCGCUUUCCAGCAGCAUCCCCGAACUAUUUUUGUGUGUGAUGAAGAUGCUACUUUAGAAUUAAGAGUUAAAACUGUGAAAUACUUUAAAGGUUUAAUGCAUGUGCACAAUAAACUUGUGGAUCCACUAUACAGUAUGAAAGAAGGAAAUUGAAGGAGAUUGGAGCAAAAUUCUGCUUGAAUGAACAGAACACUUUUAUAAGUAGAUGAAUUUUCAGCUAUGCAAUAUGAUAAAACAUGGGGAUUUUUUGAAGACUGUCAUUUUUGAAGUCCAAUACCUAUAUGUUAAACAUUCCAUAUUUACAAUGUGUCCAUUUUAUACUAAGGUUUAGGAGAAGUAGUUGGCUCUCACAAAUAGCUGUUAUUGUGAAGUACAGAAGCCACACAGCCACUCUAUAAAACAGUGCAGAAAUGAAAUGUCUGUUUAAAAAUUUCAAGUCAUUUUAAAUGUGAAGAAUAUACAUCAAGUAUCAUUCAUAUGAAUCUGGUGGCAUUCUCAAGAAUUUUAUUUUUUAUUCACAUAAAGACACUCCACCUUUCAGAUAUCAAAAAAUCAUUGCAAACCUUUAGUUCUGGAAUGUAAUCUUUGUAUUUUCUGUGCAUUACACACAAGCUUUUCUGCACGUGGUUGCCUUAGCCCCUUCCUGCAGUGGCAUCUGGACAUGAAAAGUCCUGCUGUAUAUUGUUGGAACAGAAAAUCUGAAGAAAUGACAGUGCCUAAAAGUACAGUUUACGUCCUUUUGGAAAGUAUGUAUAAGUGCAUGAUUUUUGUGCACCACCUUCUACAGCACUUUUUUUACAAAUGUGCUCUUAUUUUUAUUUAAUAACUUGGGUUCAUGCUUUUAAUAAGUAUUUUGGCAAUUAUGAACUUUAUACCUAGCAACACUCUUAAGGAAAUUCUUUUGAAGACAAUUUUCUGAUUAUUGUUAAACUUCAUAAAUGAUUAGCUUUAUUCCUUACUUAUAUGUCUAAAAAGAUAACAUGAUAAAGUAUAUAUAAAAGGAAUUACUGUAAACUUAGAUUGCCAUUAACAACUUGCAUCAUUAAACUGCAAAUAAAACUAUAUUGUUUUCUAUCUUAAUUCAAAUAAAGCUUAUAAUAAACAAA